GGAUAUAAACAGACUGACCCAGGUCUCGUAUCAGUCUGUUUCUGUUUUGGACUCUAACCCUGAUCCAGGACCUUUUCUCAGUGUUUGACUCUGAUCCAGAACCUGGUGUUGUUUUGAACACUACUCCAGGGCCGGGUUUUCGGACCCUGAGCCAGGACCUGAUGCUGGGACCCUGAUCCAGGACCAGGUCUCAGGAUGCCCUGGCUUCUGUCCCCUCAGGACCUCGUCUCUCCGUCUGAGCGGCAGUGCGAGCGGAGCGCGUUCUCGUUCUACCGCGCGGUGAGGGAGCGGCAGCCGGUGUGGCGGCUGGAGGACACGCGCAGUAUGGACGUGUUCAGCUGGGAAGACGGACGCCCACGCGCCUUCCUGCCGUCGGAGGCGCUGUUGUACGCACUCGUGCACGACCACCGGGACUACGCACGUUACCUGCUUAAAAGGUUCACGGUGAGCGCGCUCAGAGCACCGCGAUGCAGUUUCUGCUGCCGCCGCAGCGGCACACCGCACCUGAGCGUGGCGGUGCGGUACGACCGCGUGUCGAUCCUCAGCGCGAUGGUGGAGACGCUAAAGCGUUGCGGCACGCAGGCGGAGCGGCGGGAGCUUCUGGACGGAUGCAGCAGCUGCGUGCACGUCACGGACGCGGGAAAGAGCGCAGUGCAGCUCGCGGUGGAGCUGUCGCGCGCGGACUGUCUGCUGCUGCUGCUCGUCCACGGCGCGCGGCCUCACGGACUCGAUGUCGCGCUGCAGGUGCUCGUGUCCUGUGACGCGCAGCGAAGCGACGCGAAGCGACGCGACGCGCAGCGCUGCCUCGAGCUGCUGCUGCUGUUCCUGCCCAACGCGACGCCGCCGCGCUGCCUGCAGGAGGAGCCGCAGCGAUGGCAAAGCCUGCUGGGAAAUGAAGUGUUCGGAUGGCUGCGCGGGGUGGCUCCGCCCCCCCUCCUGCUGCAGGCUCUGCGUUGCUUGGCCCGGUUCGGCCCGGAUCAGAUCAGCACGCUGCCCCCCCUCCUCCAGCCCCACAGCUGGCGGUGACGUCGUCUGUCACCAUGGAGAUUGUGCACACCUCAGGACUGCUGUGAUUGGAUAGCUUGUUGAUGACGAAAAUACUGAUUCAUAAAAUGUCGUAUAUCCAGGUAAACAUCACUUCCAUGUUGGUAGAAUGCGUGGAGCCAACUAGUUGAUGUGUCUGUAACUACAGGUCCUGAAUCAGAUUGGAAGAGAUUAUUGAUCUUUGAGAGAUGAUUAUUAAUGAUAAAUGAUCAAAUGUAAUCACAGUUAUCUGUCUCAUAUUCCCAGUUUGUCUCACAGAUGUUAACAAGGAUCAACUUCCUGUUCUUAACUCAACAAGAGUCAAACAGAAACUUAGUGAUCAGUGAAUGAAGCUCAGUCCCAUGUGAGGAUCCUCUCCCAGGACACACACAGGUGCUAAUGGAACUGAACACAACAACACAACAACAGGAUUCACUACAUGAGAAGAACCAGUUUGUAACUUCAUGUUUAAAGUGUUGAUACAUCAUGUCUGAUGGAGAUGAAGCAGCAGAUGAACUGAGGAGUUCCUGAUGGUAGAAGAUGUGAGGAGACAUGUUGUGUAUCAAGAAGUCAUGUUGUGAUCAGUCCACCACAAUCAGAUGCCACCGUGAUCCUUGAUAAAUGUGGAUUGGUUAUCGAUCGCUCUCUGGAACAUAAACCACUCAAACCGAACUUGGCAGAAGCUGAACUGAGUCGGCCAUGACAGAUGACACUCUUGUUUUAACCCCAGGUUUCAGCCUGGUUAUUUUUUCCCGACCGGACACUGAUUGGUUGUUGUCAUUAUGAUGUCACCAGUAAGAAGUCUCCAAUCAAUGUGCACGUGUGAGCACUGCGCUCGUCAAACCUGGAGUUACGAGGUUAUAACCUGAGGCUAGAUUUAAUUUGAUCCCCAAGGUUUCUCAGUUCAGUUUUAUUGAUGAACUGUUUGUGAUCAAUAAUAAUCAGUUUCGACCUCAGAGAAACGUGUAACUUAUUGAUCAUAGUGAUCACGACGGGUACCAUGUGAUCUGUUUCUCUUCUCUGUGAAUCGUUAACACCUGGGUGUACCUGCAGGCCUCAUGACAUCACAUCCAGUUUUGAGCCAAUCAGUGAUCGGUUUGAAAAGGACACCGCAAAAUAAACAUUUGUUACAAGUUACGUCUGUGGCUGUGGGAGGAGCUACCACAGGAAAUGAUCCCCCACACAGAAAACAAAGAAGCUGCCUUGUCUGUGACCGCACUGUUGUAAUGACCUUCGACAUAAACACACAAAAAGUUAGAAAAACUGAUGACUUCUGUCAAAUAUGAUUCAGGGGAGCUUAGUAACCGUCUUCUUCUUCUACUGUUUGUGUUUCAUUGUAAAAUCAUUGACGUUAUUUAUUAAAAAUACAUUUG
Molecule: messenger RNA, 2396 nt
Organism: Pleuronectes platessa (European plaice)
Lineage: Eukaryota; Metazoa; Chordata; Actinopteri; Pleuronectiformes; Pleuronectidae
Gene: ankrd9
Product: ankyrin repeat domain 9
Exons: 1
Coding region: 196-1026 (276 amino acids)
Source: RefSeq, a predicted model, not a curated record